AAUGGCAGAGCUGCAUGCUGGCGAGCGAAGUCAACAUGCCAAUUCCAUGGCUCAAUACCAGCUGAGCUGGGAUUUUGUUGAUCGGGCCAGGCCAGGAUCGGGCCGUUCGCUGAAAACAGGCUGUGUGUCCUUGAUCCAGUGUAUAUUGCUGCUGACUAGCGUUGGAGAAAGUCAGUUGCCCUUGCCAGUGCUGCAUGGCCGGUGUAGUUAGUUCUAAGUCCGCGGCCGUCAAAAGAGAUCUUCCUCCUUUAUCUGCAGACUCAAGACAGAGACAAGCCAGUGGUGGAAGAGAUACGAGAAAGCCAAACGUUCCCAGCAGCAUUUCAAGCAGCAAGCCAACAAGUAGUGCUUCGAGAUUUUUGUCGUCAGGCAACGAGAUCGAGAGCGAGCCUGGAAAACAAACAAGGAAGUCGCACGCCCACGUCACGGAAUUAGCCGCACAGACAAGAUGACCAGUUUCCUUCCAGUUCGUUGUGGCCUGUUGUUGGCCAUAUUUCUGUUGAUGGUCAGUUCGAUUGGGAACAUUGGUGUGUCGUCAGCGAGCAGUAGUAGAAACGAGCCACAGGAGAGCAUCGACCGAACAGCGCACUCGACGAAAUUGGAGUUGGAUGAGGACUGGAACGCGGACGUGCGGGAGUACGUGUUCAAGGCGCUGUCCUUGGAAUUCGUGUCCGAUUCCAGCCGGUGGGCGUCCUCAACGGCGCGGGAGAAGCGCGAGCUGCCGCCGCAGCAGCAGCCACAACAAGAGCAGCAGGAAGGCAUUGGCGGUGAUUCGAAUAGCGUGUUCACCUGGUCCGACUGCAGUCAACCCGGCUCUCCGGUGAGCAUCAAAACGCUGCAGCUGACGCCAGACCCGAUCCGGGUACCGGGCACUGCCUCACUCAACCUGGUACUGACGUCAGAACAGGCGGUCGGUGGCCCCAUCAAACUGGACCUGAAGAUCUUCAAGCUGAUCUUCAAGUACAUCUGGCACAAGCUUGACUGCACCGAUGGCAUGGGAUCGUGCCUAUACGAGGACGUGUGCACGGUGCUGAAGGAGAAAUUUCCAUCGUGCCCCGGCAACACGACUUGCCACUGCCCUUUCCCGGCGGGGUCGCCCCAUCUGCAGCGUGUGUUCCAGAUUCCCACUCCGCGGGGGAUUCCCCUCCAGCUGGUUGAUGGAAAGUACCACGUGAUCGCUAACGCCACACACACGGGCAGCGAUGGCCACUUCAACUUCUGCAUUGAUCUGCAUCUGGCGCUGCACGUAGACUUGUGAGUUAGGCGUGUACUGCUCCUGUCCUAAUGUUAUGUACAGUGUAGUGUAUGCACAUUGAUCACCCAGUGAGCUCAUGGCUCACAAAUCCUGCAUAUGCACACACACACACACACACACACACACACACACACACACACACACACACACACACACACACACACACACACACACACACACACGCCUCAGACCUCAGACCUGCCCAUCGCGGAAGCGAUGAUAGCGAACAGCAAUGUUAAACAUAGCACCUUGUGCUGGGAUUACACCACUCAACAGCUUGCAAGGCUGAUGAAUUGACCACCACUAAUUUUAGCCUGGUAUCCACCACACAGCUGAUCUGAUUGAAGUGGCUUAUUCUGGCCAGUGAAUCCUUAUUUUUCAUUUUUUCAUUUUUUCCAUUUUUUCAUUUUUUUUUACACACACGCCACACCACAUACUCCGGCAUGCACUGGCUGUUGGUAACCACCCAGGAGAAUGAAAGAAGAGCUAGGAGAAUGAGAAAGAGAAGAAAGACGUGUGCGACCACAA
This is a messenger RNA of Sycon ciliatum, 1783 nucleotides long. RefSeq names its product ganglioside GM2 activator-like. Gene Ontology annotation, biological process: ganglioside catabolic process; lipid transport. Gene Ontology annotation, molecular function: enzyme activator activity; lipid carrier activity. The coding region runs from base 449 to 1258 and encodes 269 amino acids. Lineage: Eukaryota; Metazoa; Porifera; Calcarea; Leucosolenida; Sycettidae. Gene Ontology annotation, cellular component: cytoplasmic side of plasma membrane. The transcript has a single exon. The record is from RefSeq and is a predicted model, not a curated record.